Apis florea (little honeybee) is the source of this 1590-nucleotide messenger RNA. RefSeq lists its product as uncharacterized. NCBI's taxonomy places the organism in Eukaryota, Metazoa, Arthropoda, Insecta, Hymenoptera, Apidae. The record is from RefSeq and is a predicted model, not a curated record.
AUCUUGCGCAUAUGUCUUUGAGAAUAUGAUAGCGAAGUGAGCCGGUUUAAACUCGUUAAAACUCAUUGGCCUGAGUCAUAAAAGAUCAGAGAAUCGUCUUGUGUCGUGCGUAUUCAGUGCUUAAAGUUAGUGUUGAGAAUCAUAGUUUUAAAAAAUUAUUAUAAAGAACAUUUUCAUUUAUUUAUCGAAAAUUUGCAUAAUGGAAAUAAAAAUCGAUGAGAAUAUUUUUGAGAAAAUACUUCGAAAGAAAUUAUCGAACGAGAUCGUUCAAAUUCUGGAAAUUAAACGUUAUUGUAUGUCAGAAAAAGGAUUAAAUUUUCUCAGUGAUUUAUAUAUAAUGCAUGUGAGAUAUAUGGUUAUUUCUAACAAUAAGAAAAAUGAAACAAAAUCGGAACGUUCGAUCAAUUUUAUUAUUAAAACCGAACCCGUGAACGGAUUAUCGUGCGAUAUUGCUCGCCAACAAAACGUAUUCCAGAUCGAAUUGAAAGUUUUACAAGAUAUUCUACCGAGAAUACAGGAAUUUAUCUCUUGUCAAAUUGGACCGAAUUUAUUAUACUCUUCUGAUAAUCCACCAUUUCUCAUUAUGGAGAAUUUAAAAGACAGAGGAUUUAUAAUGAAAGAUCGUCAAAAAGGAUUAUCACGUGAACAUUGUUGUUUACUUAUAAAACAAAUUGCUAGAUUACACGCUGGAUCUGUUGCAAUUUUUGAAAAGGAUCCGGAAUUAAUUGGAUUUUUCAAAGAUGGUGGCAUCGUGUCGGUUAAAUGUCCUCAAAUUUUUAUACGAAUGAUGGAAGUAAGCCUUUUACGGAUAGGUAAUCAGAUACAAAAAUGGUCAGAUGAAAAGUGUGCAUCUGCAGCGAGCAAGUUAAUAAAAUCAGCAGAAACUAUCGGAUCACGAUGUAUGGAUGUCUAUAAUUAUGAUACGAACGAAUUCUGUGUAUUAAAUCACGGAGAUUGUUGGAUCAAUAAUAUGAUGUUUAAAGAAAAUGAGAAAGGCCAACCUAUCGAUGUUUUAUUGGUUGAUUAUCAAAUGUCUGUUUAUACAUCUCCAGCUAUCGAUUUAUUAUACUUUUUGAAUAUUUGUCCGGAAAUUGAUAUAAAAUACGAUAACGAUGAUUAUUUCCUCGGGAUAUAUUUAGACACUUUAAAGGAAACUAUGAAAAAUAUAGAUUGCAAAAGAAAACCACCGACGAUGAGAGAAUUAAAAGAAGCGUUGUAUAAAAGAAAGAUAUACGCUGUUUUUGCUGGAAUCGUGCUUAAUUUACGAAUGCUGGCAAAUAAAGAAGAUACCGAGGAUUUUGACGAUUUAUUUGGCAAGUUAGGUGAAACUAAAAUGAAUGUUUUCAAAAGUCCAGACGCGGUGAAAUUAGCUCAAAAAAUGAUUCCAAUCAUGAAUGAAAGAGGUUACUUCGAUUGAAAAAAACGUAUUUGAGAUAAUAUUAAAAGAAGAGAAAAUCUCUAAAAUUUUAAUUCUCUAUAAAUAAAAUUUUUUAAGAAAAAAGAAUUUUAAUUGAUACAAACAAUUGACCAAUAUUUGAGAUAAAUUUAUGAAAUUUAGAGAUCAAUAAAUAUUAUUUUUAUUUUUAAUAA